Paraglomus occultum is the source of this 1777-nucleotide messenger RNA. NCBI's taxonomy places the organism in Eukaryota, Fungi, Glomeromycota, Glomeromycetes, Paraglomerales, Paraglomeraceae. The record is from the annotation of a GenBank genome assembly.
AAGAUGCUUCCAAAGUUAAAAGAACAUGGGCAUAAAGUAUUAAUAUUUUCGCAGUACAAAAUGAUGUUGGAUGUAGCCGAAGAUUUUUUGAUAAAAGAAGGCUGGGAAUACGUCAGGCUUGACGGUGAUACUAGCGGAGACGAGCGUCAGGAAAUGAUUGACGAUUUCCAAGCUCCAGGCUCAGAUAAAUUCGUAUUUCUCUUGACAACGCGGGCUGGAGGUGUUGGAUUAAACUUGACCGCGGCAGAUACCGUCUUUAUAUAUGACCCUGACUACAAUCCUCAUAUGGAUAUGCAAGCACUGAGUCGCGUGUAUAGAAUAGGACAAGAAAAGAAAGUUCUUGUAUUUAGGUUUGUAACCAGAGCGUCAGCAGAAGAACGCAUAGUCCAAAUUGGUAAACGAAAAUUAGUCCUCGAUCAUUUGAUAGUCGAGAAAAUGGAAGAAGAAAAUCUUGGGGCGAAUGAUGUCGAGAGCAUAAUCCGUUUUGGUGCUGAAGCUCUGUUCAAAGAUGAAGCAGACGAAACACCGUUGAAAUACGAUGAUAAAGACAUUGACAAACUGCUUGAUCGCAGUCAUCUGGUAAAGAAGAUUAGUGACCAAGAGGAAUCAAAGAAUCUCAACGGACUUGCAUUUGCUAGGAUAUGGGAUACAGAUAAGAAAGACUAUACCGAAUAUGUAGAUGAUGAACAAGAAGGUCAGAGUGAGGAUAUUUGGGAAAAAUUGUUGGAAGAGAGAUUGGCUCAUGCCACUGUUCAAGAGUCCACUCCGAAGGGACGAGGAAAAAGAAAGAGAACGAAAGUGGUCAAUUAUUAUGAACAAGACGUUGAUCAAUCGCCUUCACUCGGAAGUGAUGCAGACUUGGCUGCUGAACAUCUUCAGUCCAUUGACCUCACCGACACUGACAAAGGGAGCUCUCCCGCACACUCAGGACAUGCUACACCAGAAACGGCUAAUCUUCAAACGUAUAACAAUCAACUAACACAAAUGUACCGAGCUCAAGUAAUGAUGAAUCAACAACAACAGAUUAAUCAAGAAGAGAACACCCAACUUCAAAUACAGCAGUUAGCACAAGCACAAUUGGCAAGAGCGAGGGCUACAGUAGAAGCCCAGGUUGCUAGAGCCCAAGCCCAAGCCCAGAUUCAAGCUGCUCAAACGACGGCUGCUCAAGUUCAGGCUGCACGAUUACAAGCUGCCCAGAUUCAAUAUUAUUAUCCAAAUAAUCAACAAACUGCUGCUUGGAUAGAGUAUCAUCGUCAAUAUACUCAACAUCUUGUUGAAAUUUAUGAAGAGCGUCACCGCCGUGCAGUUAUGCAAAGUCAGCAAAAUGCAUUGCAACAGUCUCCACGUAGGACAAGACAUGAGCAACCAUCCUCGGUUUCUUCCGCUUCUCCAAGUGCGCUACAGUCAUCGCCUUCUAGGGGUGGACAAGAGCAGUCAUCAUUAUCUUCUACUACAUCUCCUCAAAACGCACCCCAGCCGUAUCCAGCUGGUAAUGAACAAGAACAAUCCUCACAGAUUUCACUCGUCCCUUCUCCAUCUGAAAGGGAACAAGAACAAACCUUACCAACUUCUCCCAUUCCUUCUCAAAGUGCCUCCGUAUCUGAGAAGAGACAAGAACAACCCUUAUCAACUUCUCCCAUCCCUUCUCAAAGUGCUUCCCUAUCUAAUAAGAGACAAGAACAAACCUUACCAACUUCUCCCAUCCCUUCUCAAAGUGCCUCCCUAUCUGAGAAGAGACAAGAACAAACCUUACCAACUUCUCCCAUCCCUUCUCAAA